AUGUUCAGUGCAAGCCCCUUCUAUCGUAGCUCACCCUACUCUUCCAAUUACUACCCUUAUGGCCAGUCUGGCUGUUCCCCCCUUGGUUAUUAUCCAUCUCCCUACGCAUCUCGUGUAGCCGAAGAGCACCGGCACAAUGCCCGCCUUCAAGCUAUCGAACGCGAGCGGGAACUUCAGCGGCAGCGCCUUCUCGCCCAACGGCGGGAUGAGCGUGCCAGACAAUACAUAGUCGAUACCUAUGACACCGAUACAGCUGUUGCUGACGAUAUUGCAUACGACUAUGGAUUUGGCCGUUAUCUGAAUCCGUACGCAUCUAGAGAGCAGGCGAGACCUAGAAGAACGAGUACUUCAAAGCACUCUAUCCCUAUGCAAUCUCCGUCGCCUUCCAAAGAUCCACAGCCUGAGCCAGUUAACAUGUCACCCCCUGCAGAAAUACAGGAGGCCCCUUCGUCGCUUCGCCCCUCUGAUUCUCAAAGUCCAAUUUCCUCGUUUCAACGACAGCCUUCUCCAUCUCCCAGCGAGCAAUCAUCAGACGAGUCCUCUAGCGAGCUUAAUCAGGCCGAUCUCGUCCAGAAAUCUCUUGGCACCAUCCAGACCCUCCAGCAAAAGUUUGAAGGAUUGAAGACUACCUUUACAUGGCCUUCUCACAUCGAUUUCGACCUCGAUGGUGAGGUGAUAUCCGUUUCCACUGAUAGUUCGUCGGAGCCGAGGCUUACACCACCCAAGCUUGCCUAUACGAUCCGUAACACACCUUUACACGCUUACAAUGAGUCGCUAAACCGUUUGCUGGUUCAACUGGAUGCCGUACAGAGCUGGGGAGAGCAGGAGGUUCGCGAACGGCGGAAGCGUGUCGUAUCCAUAGUGGAAGCUGAGGCAGUUAGAGUUGAACGACGGUGGAAAGCAGUGUGGGAAGGCAAGGGUAUAAAUGCGGAGGAGGACGAAGUCAUUGAUAUAGUUACAGAAACCGGGAAGGACGACGAGGGAUAUGGCGGCAAGGAGCAACAGUGAUUAUAUAUUAUCAUUGUUCAGGCUUGUCGCUACCUUCCUGUAUCAAAAUUUUCUGAUAUCUCACUUACUCAUGCAGUGUCCUUCGCCGCCAAUAUUUAUUAUCAUUUCCAAGAGGCCCG
Guyanagaster necrorhizus is the source of this 1127-nucleotide messenger RNA. RefSeq lists its product as uncharacterized. The coding region runs from base 1 to 1008 and encodes 335 amino acids. Lineage: Eukaryota; Fungi; Basidiomycota; Agaricomycetes; Agaricales; Physalacriaceae. The transcript has 2 exons. Gene Ontology annotation, molecular function: protein-folding chaperone binding. The record is from RefSeq and is a predicted model, not a curated record.